Molecule: messenger RNA, 8783 nt
Organism: Helicoverpa zea (corn earworm)
Lineage: Eukaryota; Metazoa; Arthropoda; Insecta; Lepidoptera; Noctuidae
Gene: Ten-a
Product: teneurin-a
Exons: 23
Coding region: 335-8398 (2687 amino acids)
Biological process (GO): motor neuron axon guidance
Source: RefSeq, a predicted model, not a curated record
GGCGGGUCGGCGCUCGGCACUCGGGAGAUGCAACGGCCGUCAGUCGGCCGCGAACCCCCGCAGGGCUACCAUCGCACCACACUAUCGUGAAGUCGGGCACGCAACCAGCAACUUUAUCGUAAUUUUCUUCUUUCAGUAAAAUAUUUUUAAACGAUAAAUAAUAAUACAAGUGUAUGCGGAAAUGUGAAAGUAAACAUUUGAACUUCAGUGGAUUUCCAAAGCUUCCUUAAAAAUGAACUUACUAGUGUACAAAGAUGUAAGUGAUAAGACGCUACAGUGAAAUGUUGGGUUUUGAGAUCAAACAGUAGUGAAGUGGACUUGAUAAGGCAGCAGGAUGACUAUGAAAUCGCUGAAGUACAGCGAGCGGGAGGAGAUGAUGGAGGGGUUCAGUCCAGUGCCUCCUCCCCUCCCCCGCAGACAGCCAGUGAGGAACAUCUACGCGGAACCCUUCGUAGACCCUAGGUACACGUCAUCGGGCGUGACUAACGAAUGGCUCGCCCUACAGACCCUAAAUUCUGAGUCAUUGGGUGGCGCGCCGAUGUCGAGCGGGAUGGGUGGGGGCACGCUUGGCAGCGGGCACUGCCAGCUCGCCAACCAGCCGCUGGUGAUGCCGGUGUUCCCGCUGCGAGCCAGCCAGCCCAGCCCCGUCCCCGUGUACUCGCCGUCGCGGUUCCACAUAGACAAGCGGUGCCAGCACCGGUGCACGUGGAAGUGCCUCGCCAUCGCCAUGAUAUGCCUCUGUGUCAUCUUAGCGGCGAUGCUCGCCUACUUUAUAGCGUUAUCGUCAAUUAAAACUAAUAUAGACAAUUCAAAUUGCAUCCUGGUACAAGAUGUAAAAGCAGUAACACAUGCGCAAGGAAAUAGAGAUGCUUUAUCAACGUCAUCACCUUCAGACGAAUCAAUAUCAACUUCGUCAUUAGGCGGGUGGUCAACUACAGCAGAAGCGGCAUUAGAAUCAGUAGUAAUACCUCAGCAAGCUCAACAAGCCGCGCCGCCUCCUUGGUCACCCGCGUUAGAAGUUAGAGAAUUUGACGAGUUACACAGUGCAACUAUACCUGCUUACCAAUUUUGGAGUUCUGAAUUCCGCAACAAGCAGCCCGCCUACGUUAGCCUUAACUUCACGGUUCCCUGGGGAGCUAAUUUCGCCGUAUAUGGUAGACGAAAUGUGGCUCCCAGCGUAACACAAUACGACUUUGUAGAAUUCAUACGAGGCGGCAGGGUCGACCACAGACUAAGGCGUAGAAGAAGUCCGUACAGGGAUAAUCCAUUUCAAAGUAGUCUAAACGAUUGGGAUGCGUUACUAAGUACAAUUAACCCUCUGCAUAGAUGGAACCACACGAUAAGCAAAAGGUCAACGGAUAUGAGAGUGAACGUUAGCAUAUUGCAGUACCUCGACACAGGAAGAUGGUUUAUAUCAGUAUACAAUGACGAACUGCAGCCACACAAUGUUGAAAUGAUCGUUUCUGAGGCGGAAGGCGUCACUAACUCUUGUCCAGAUGAUUGUUCGGGUCACGGAUCAUGCUACCUCGGGAAAUGCGAAUGCAUGGACGGUUACGAAGGACACGACUGUUCCAAAAGUGUAUGCCCAGUUCUUUGUUCGGGGCACGGCGCGUAUGCAGGUGGUGUAUGUCACUGUUCGGAAGGGUGGAAGGGCUUGGAAUGUGACGUCCCAGCACACGACUGUGAACCGGCUGACUGUUCCGGGAGAGGUCAAUGUAUCGCCGGCCAUUGCCAUUGUAAAGCUGGAUGGAAAGGACAAAAAUGCGAUGAAGAGGACUGCCUUGAUCCCACCUGUGGCGGCCACGGUUCGUGCGUGCGUGGUAGAUGCGUGUGUCGCGCGGGAUGGCGAGGUGCCUCCUGCAGUGAACGCGACGCAAGGGUUCAACGAUGCCUUCCCGCAUGUUCCCAACGAGGCGUAUACGACCUAGACGCUGGGAGGUGUGUUUGUGACCCACUCUAUACCGGAGAUGAUUGCUCGCAAGUGGUGUGUUCAUUGGACUGUGGGCCACAUGGCGUAUGCGCUGAGGGGGUGUGCCGAUGCGAUGACGGUUGGACAGGAUCCAUGUGCGACCAGCGACCUUGUGACACGCGCUGUCACGACCACGGACAAUGCAAAAACGGCACGUGCGUGUGCACUCAAGGAUGGAACGGCCGACAUUGUACUUUGCCUGGUUGUCCAAAUGGCUGUACUCGUCACGGACAAUGUCUGCUGGAAGAUGGAGUGUACCGGUGUUCCUGCGCGGACGGCUGGGCUGGCACCGACUGUUCGAUCGCACUUGAGCUCUCCUGCAACGACAACGAAGAUAACGAUGAAGAUGGCAUGACGGACUGCUCGGACUCGGAAUGCUGCAGUCGACCCGAGUGCGCCGAGCACAUCAUGUGCCUAGCUUCCAACGAUCCCGUAGAAGUGCUCCUCAGAAAACAGCCACCUUCUGUCACCGCAUCCUUCUACCAGCGCGUCAAAUUCCUCAUCGAAGAGAACUCUGUCCAGAGCUACGCACACAUGGACGAAUAUUCUGAAAGCCGCGUGUCCGUGAUGCGGGGGCAAGUGGUCUCACCUCAAGGCCUUGGCAUCAUCGGCAUCAGGGUCUCGGUAGACCGCGAGGCUCGCUUCGGAUUCACGCUCACCAGACAGGGUGGAUGGUUUGAUGUGCUCGUGAAUGGAGGAGGCGCCGUGACUCUGCAGUUCCAGCGAUCGCCGUUCAAGCCUCUCAGGAAGACUGUCUUCGUGCCAUGGAACCAGAUUGUUGUAUUACCGCCAGUGCAAAUGGAACUUAGUGACGACAAUGUUAAAGUACCGACGCCCAGGGCUCCACCACGUAUAGGCUGGUCACCAACACCGCAAUGGUGGGAAUCAGAAACACCGCCAUGUGCGGCCCAUGACCAUGAGCGAUUGAGACCCGAAGUCGUGGCAGUACCACCGCUGGCAGCACCCGCUGCUUCUUCUGCUACCACUACAACAGUUAUAUAUCCUGAGGCUCAGAUUGUCAGCGAAUCUAUCGGCAUCCCCGGAUCAUUGGUAAAACUGACAUACCGGUCCUCUCAAUCAGCUGGUUACCUUUCUUGCGUUCACGUACAACUCACUCGUCGAGUGGUCCCAGCGUCACUCGUCCGAGUACAUGUUCGCGUUGAGAUUGAAGGCUCGUUGCACACCCAUACUUAUGAAGCUGAUCCCGACUUGACUCACAUCUUCGCGUGGAACAAACGGAACGUUUACAAACAAAAGGUAUACGGACAAGCUCAAGCUAAAAUCUCGAUAGGAUAUGAAUACACGUCCUGUGCUUCAAUUGUAUGGGAAACACAGACAGCAACCCUUGCCGGAUUUGACGUUGACAUCUCAGAUAUCGGAGGAUGGGGACUGGACAUACACCACCAUUACAAUUUCCAUGAAGGCAUAUUACAGAAGGGCGAUGGGGCACUACUUCAUUUGAAACAAUACCCCAGAACUGUCCAGGUGGUUAUGGGUACUGGUCUUCAGCGUUCUCUAGAAUGUCCUGACCAUUGCAAUGGCAAAGCUGCUGAUGCUCGUCUCUUAACUCCAACGGCACUAACAUCAGGUCCAGACGGAUCAUUGUAUGUUGGUGAUUUCAAUCUCGUCAGACGUAUUACUCCUGAAGGUGUUGUUACCACUGUUCUCCAAUUACAAACUACGCAAGUUGCAUAUCAAUACUAUAUCUGCAUAUCACCAGCGGAUGGAUAUCUUUACAUAUCAGAUUCUGAGAGACACCAAGUCCGAAGAGUGAUAGCUUUAGAAAAAGUCAGAGAUCCUGCCACGAAUUCUGAGGCUGUUGUUGGUAACGGUGAUCGUUGUGUACCCGGAGACGAUUCUAAUUGCGGAGAUGAGGGCCCAGCUAUCAAAGCCAAACUGGCGCAUCCUAAAGGUCUUGCAAUAGCUGCGGAUAGAACAAUGUAUAUUGCGGACGGUACCAACAUACGCGCAGUUGAUCCAAACGGCAUCAUACAUACCCUCGUAGGACAUCACGGUCACCACAACCAUUGGUCACCAGUUCCCUGCCGAGGAGCAAUCCCACCUUACGAAGCUCAACUACAAUGGCCAACAGGAGUAGCCUUAUCUCCUCUCGACGGAUCUCUUUAUUUCAUAGACGACAGGAUUAUCCUCAAACUUACCGUGGACAUGAAAAUCAAAGUGGUAGCAGGCCAACCAUCACACUGUCGCAUAGGAAACGAUGGAAAACCUGUAGCGAAACCAACAAAUCGCACUAACACAGAUAUCCGAGAAGAUUCCAGCCUCGGCACAAUUUUAGCUAUAGCGUUUGCACCAAGCGGCAUUUUAUAUGUCGCUGAAGCAGAUUCUAAGAAAACGAAUGCUAUAAAGUCUAUCGAUCCGUCUGGUAAAAUUAUGCACUUCGCUGGCAAAGUGCAGGAGAAUUUGAAAGAGUUAAGCUGUGAAUGUAAUUCAUCUGCCUCUGCUACAGUUCUACCAACGAAUUCUAGAGAUGAUGCUGGAUGCCCAUGUAGACUGAGUGUAGCUGCGGGUGACGAACCACCUACAAGCACUGAAACUUUGCUAUCGUCUAACGCAAAAUUCCAGACGAUUUCUGCUCUUGCAGUUACCCCAGAUGGAGUUCUUAAUGUCGUUGAUCAAGGCUCUCUCCACAUAUUGGCUCUUAAACACUAUUUGCCAACACAUGACGAAAAUGGAGAAUUCAGAAUACCUUAUCCACCCACAUCAGAAAUCUAUGUAUUCAACCGUUACGGUCAACACAUCACCACUAAAGACUUGACAUCAGGGAAAACACGUUAUUCGUUCUUGUAUUCAAAGAACACAAGUUUCGGAAAACUCUCCACAGUCACUGAUGCUUCUGGGAAUAAAAUACAACUACUCAGAGAUUACAGCAAUAUCGUAAGCUCCAUCGAAAAUACUCAGGACCAUAAGCUCGAGCUAAAGAUUUCUGGAAUUGGUUAUCUAACUAGAAUAGCUGAAAAGGGUUCAACUGAAAUGGAAUUUGAUUACGAUGCCAGUACUGGACUACUCAACAGCAGAUCAGGAGCUGGAGAUACUGUGAUUUACAAUUACGAUGAACUAGGAAGAGUUACGAAAAUCAUAAUGCCCUCGGGUGAGCAAGUGCACAUAACAUCUGGAUUAGCGAAGAAUUACGGAUUAGCUGUCACAGUAUCAAAUCCAUCAAGUACGAUACCCGUGGGAGUUGCCAAGAAAUGUGAAUAUGUGCUACAUGGACAGUCAUUUAAACAAAUUACUAUAAAUAAUGGCAAACAAAUAACAGAAGGUCGUAUUUAUACUAACAACACUUUACUUCUCGAAACACCAUGGGCAGGAAAGUUCGAAAGCAUCGCAGCAGCUAAGCACCCAUUACUAGAAGCUGCUUUGCCCAUAGAAGCUGAAAUGCUCCACAUGUGGUCACAUCAAACAACCACUUUCGGAGAUGCUCUAGUUAACAACAUGUACUCCUUAUACACUUUAGUCGGGGAUGUCCGAAACCCUCAACAAACUCUGAAUCGAGAAAUAUGGGUUAACGACUCCAGAGUGUUAAUCAUUGAAUUCGAUCAAUUCAAGAGUCGUGAAACUUUCUUCAACGCAGACAGAAAUCCACUAUUUACCAUUUCUUACGACAUUGCUGGCCUACCUCUUUCAGUUAACCCACAUGGUGCAGGAGCUCCUCUGAAUAUUUCAUAUGAUAGAUUCUAUAGAAUUAAUGGCUGGAAAUGGGGUGACAGUGAAGAGAGCUAUAGCUAUGACCCACAUGGAAUGCUAUCAGAAAUAACUAGUCCACAAGAUGGUACAAAGUUCAUUUAUUAUAAUGAAGGCAACCUUGUUUCCAAGAUAUCCUUGGCCAGUCAAAGAAGUUUCAAAUACAAGUACGAUGAUGAUGGUGGUUUAACGCAUGUUAUAUUGCCUUCUGGGUCAAAUCAUUCGUUUAGCGUGCAACCAUCAAUCGGAUUUUUGAGAGUCACCUACACUCCACCGGGUUCUUCAAAGAAAUACUUGCAACAUUACGCACACACAGGAGAACUUCUACAGACUGUAUUCCCGGGCGAUGGUGCCAGAGUCGUUUAUCGUUAUUUUACCACGAAUAAAGUUUCUGAAGUAAUUCAUGGUGAUGGUCAAACACAGAUACACUAUGCGGAAACUAGUGGACUACCUUCAGAAAUAUUACACGUUGACCGAGAUGUUGACUAUCGAUGGGAAUCAACUUAUGUUGGUGGACUACUGACUGAAGAAAGGCUUGAUUAUGGUGCCAAAACAGGACUGAGCAAUGCUAAAAUAAUUUAUGAAUAUGAUAACAAUUACAGAAUAACUUCCGUCCAAGGUAGGAUUGGUGGUCAAACUCUGAUUCCGCAUCAUAUUGUUUACAAUAGCAAAACGGGUGCCCCUGAAAUACUAGGUCAAUUUACUGUAUCAAAACAAAAAUGGAACGAAACUUCUGUAUAUGAUGGAAUUGCAAUGUUCUCUCGUUUACUGAACGAUCAGUUCUUAGAGAAAGAAGUAACCGUGAACAUCCACAGAAUGGAAGUAUUCCGAAUGGAGUUCUCGUAUGAUCGACAUGGCAGGAUAUCUCAGACACGCACACACACAAGGAAUGUAGGUGUCAAUACCUAUACAAACGUGAAAAAUUACACUUGGGACUGUGACGGUCAGCUCACAGGAGUAGAAGCACAAGAACCUUGGGGUUUCAGAUACGACGAUAAUGGAAAUAUGCUAUCACUGACCUACAGAGGCAACACAAUUCCAAUGGAGUACAAUGAUAUGGAUCGUAUAGUGAAGUUUGGUGAAGGCCAGUACAGAUACGAUAGCAGAGGAUUGGUGUCCCAAAAUGCACGAGAAGAAAGGUUCCAAUACAAUUCCAAAGGACUGCUGAUUAGAGCAACAAAACGAGGAAGAUUUGAUGUUCGAUACUUCUAUGAUCAUCUUGAUAGGCUUUCCACCAGAAAAGAUAAUUUUGGAAAUGUAACCCAGUUCUUCUAUACGAACAAAGACAGGCCUCAUGAAGUUAGUCAUAUUUAUUCGCCACGUGAGAAUAGAUUCAUGACCCUAGUCUACGAUGACAGAGGGCACCUGAUCUAUACACAGGUUGCCCGACAUAAAUAUUACAUCGCUACAGACCAAUGUGGAACGCCAGUAAUGAUUUUCAAUCAAUAUGGAGAAGGAAUCAGAGAAAUCAUGAGAUCUCCUUACGGCCACAUAGUAUACGACUCUAACCCAUACUUAUACCUUCCGGUGGACUUCUGCGGAGGACUGUUAGAUCAAGUCACAUCACUGGUCCACAUGGCAAAUGGCAAAGUGUACGAUCCCCUGAUUGGACAAUGGAUGUCACCGUUAUGGGAGAAUCUCAUUGAAAGAAUACACAACCCGACUCAGUUACACCUUUACAGAUUUAAUGGUAACGAUCCAAUCAACGUGAGGCCACAGAAUAAAAAACCAACAGAUCACCUAUCAUGGUUGAAAUUGCUAGGCUAUGAUACGAAGAGCCUGGCACCCCAGCUCUACCCCGACGAACUGCCUGGUGGUUCCGUGUUGCCGAGUGUUCCUCGUGGUCGCCCAGUGUGGGGUACAGCGCCAGCGGACACGAGCCCUGGCCUUCCUUCAGCCAUGUCUCUGCUACCGACAGUCACUAUUGAAUCAGGAUUCCUAUCUCAUAUGUCAAACAAGAGGAUAGCAGACUUCAGAAGCCUAUCGAUACCGGCUAUGUCGGCACUAAAGACUGACGCCUUGAACCUGGCACCUAAACGUAUCGGCUCCGACUCCGAGCCGCCAUUCGGACGUGGAAUUCUGGUGUCGCGUAAUUCUCGAGGACGCGCCGUUGUCACCACAGUGCCAUCAGCAAAUGCUAUCUACCGAGACGUUUAUACCUCAGUCUUUAACCGAUCUCACCUUCUGCCUUUCUCAUUUGUUGUUCAUGGCGAUCAACAAGACGUUUUCUACUUCGUCAAAGAAGAUACCUGGCGUGCCGCAGACGAUAAACAACAACUUAAACGUAUGCAAGGAAAAUUGAAUGUGACCUUCCAUGAGGUUGCAGAAGGAGGACGCUCUUACGCGGAUGUGAAAAUACAUGGUAAAACAAGCAUAGUGAAUCUUCGGUACGGCACGAGCGCGGAGCGGGAGCGGCAAAGACUCCUGCAUCACGCGCGCACUGCUGCCGUACGUAAGGCGUGGCACCGCGAGCGCGAGGCGCUGCGCAGCGGACUCGGAGGCUCGCUCGACUGGUCCGCAGCCGAAUUAGAUGAAAUCCAGAAGGCUGGAUCAGCAGCAGGCUACGAAGGCGAGUACGUGCACGACGUGGCACGGUACCCAGAACUAGCCGAAGACCCGUACAACAUUCGUUUCGUGAAGAAGCGGUCGGACCGCGCCGAGCGCCGGCGGCGGAAGCGCGAGGACUGCCGAGGGGCCUGGUGGCUCGCCUGGGACGAACUCUGCUAGUGACGUGCCGCCAUCCAUAUGCCAAAUGGUGUGAAUGUGAAAUAGGUGUGUGCAAACGGUGAAGAAUGAUCGUGUGAGUGAUUGUGGAAAUAUAUUUUGUAAAUAGUCUCUAUUAAUUGUUAAUUGUUGAUGUAUGUAUGUACGGUAGAUGCGAAUCCCUAUCGCUGUGUAAAUAAUAAAAUUUAAUUUGCAGGGAGAGAAUGGACCUUUUGAGAGGACUGAUAUUAAAAUAAAUGUAAUGUAUGUAUAAAUAAGAUUUAUGUGAAUAUGAAAUUAUUUAUACUUAUUUAUCGGUAAAAAAGCUUCAUUGUGUCCAAUGUUCUUAUAAAUUUAGAUGAAGACUAUUUGAAAGAAUAAAAAGGCAUACUUUUUUAACCAAACCAAA